GCUCAGCGUGCAGAACUCUGUGAGAGCAGCGAGAGAAGAAACACUGCACGCCAACACAUGACAAACCACCGGGGUUAAACAGCAGCAGGAUCCGUGUUCAUCAUCAUGGGGAUGGACCGGCGGCGGAGAGCCUCGCUCGCGCUCACCUUGAACUUCCUCGCGCUGAUCCUCGCCAUAUCCGCGCUGACCACCAGCUACUGGUGCGAGGGGAACCGGAAAGUUGUCAAGCCCUUCUGUACCGGACCGGUGACCGUCAAACAGACGCACUGCAUUAGGUACAACAGCUCGAACAUCAACGACAGCCGGCUGGUUCAGUAUAUCUGGGAGACCGGCGAGGAUAAGUUUGUUCUGAGGAAGUUCCACACCGGCAUCUGGUUCUCCUGCGAGCAGAACGUCGACCUUGUCGGUAAGGAUGCGGCUUUUCUUCCCGUCACACCAGCAAACGGCAAAGAACGUGGUGUUUUGUGGCUCUGCAUCGUAACCGAGUGUCUCUACAUCUUACUGCUGGCCACCGGAGGAAUCCUCAUGUCCAUCGAGGUCUGCCAUUUUGGAAACGUCAUCGAUGGACUGAAACUGAAUGCCUUCGCUGCCAUAUUCACAGUCCUGUCAGGUCUUCUCGGUAUGGUAGCACACAUGAUGUUCACUACAGCGUUCCAGCUGACCGUCAGUCUGGGCCCGGAGGACUGGAAGCCACAGAACUGGGACUACAGCUGGUCUUACAUCUUGGCUUGGAGCUCCUUCACCGCCUGCAUGGCCUCCUCCGUCACCACCAUCAACAGAUACACCAAGACUAUUCUGGAGUUCAAACACAAGCGAAGGAACAUUGCGAAGAACCUGAAGAUCAAGCAGAAGCUGCUGGACCUGGACUCUCCAGACCAGGUGUGGGACAUGUACAUCAGCUCCGUCCCCAGCUCGGCCGAGGAGUUUCUGGACUUGUCCAGUUCUGGACGCAAGCUCUCCGCCAAUUCAGUCUUCCUGGACCUCAACGACCUGCCGUCUCCACAAGGAGAGGAGUACUGCUGAAGCCGGUCAUCAUCGACGUCAUUAACAGACUCUGACAGCCGUGGGAGCUUUGUUUGGAGGUGAUGCGUUGAGAUUAUAUAACUGUUGCAUAAUGUUUGGUUUGAUGUUGUGCUGUUGUCUGAAGGUGAUACUGUGAGUUUUAGUUUGUUAUUAAUGUGCUGCUGACAUAGUAUGCGUAAAAUGUAUUCUGGAACCAGACCUGCGACGAAUGAACGGCUUUCCUCAAUCCUAGAGAAUAAAAUGUGACACAAGGCAUUUGUAAAAAUCUAACCAUUGAAAUUGCAUUAGAAAUAUUCCCAUUUUCUGAGAGCCACCACACUCAUUCAGUAGAAAACGUCUUUUUGUGAAAGCUGCCCGCUGCUUUAGAUUUUCCCUCUGCUGUAUUAUGAAGUCAUUUCCAAAUCGAUCCUGAAGGUCUGUUUUCUAGAUCAGUUCUAAUGAGACACAAAUUAGAUUGCUGAGUGCCUUUGUUUGUGCUAUUGAUCUUGGUUCUUUAACCGUAUAGCAUGCAAAAGUCCUGGAACAGUUUAUUUUAUAGCCUAUUUGAUCAUCCAUAAUAAUCUCAACACAUUUCAAAUUAGGCUAUGUAAGGAUUGUUAUUUCACAAAUAUAAAUGAAAAAUCAAGAGAAUUAUUUUGUUUUUAAUUGUUAAUCAUUCUGUAGAGUGCAAAGGUCUAUAUGUGUCUGUGAAAAGAACAAGAAUUGAAUUCUAGAUCAGCUAAGCGCAUGCAACUGUUUGGGAUAAAAGAAGUGGCUUUACUGUGGGACGCCGUGUUGUUCUGUUUAGGAUGGAAGAACAUGAUCCAUGA
Molecule: messenger RNA, 1832 nt
Organism: Sinocyclocheilus rhinocerous
Lineage: Eukaryota; Metazoa; Chordata; Actinopteri; Cypriniformes; Cyprinidae
Gene: gsg1l2b
Product: gsg1-like 2b
Exons: 5
Coding region: 106-1023 (305 amino acids)
Cellular component (GO): plasma membrane
Source: RefSeq, a predicted model, not a curated record